Dipodomys ordii (Ord's kangaroo rat) is the source of this 2414-nucleotide messenger RNA. It is a transcript of the gene Abcb8, whose product is annotated as ATP-binding cassette, sub-family B (MDR/TAP), member 8. The coding region runs from base 91 to 2247 and encodes 718 amino acids. Gene Ontology annotation, molecular function: ABC-type transporter activity; ATP binding; ATP hydrolysis activity. The transcript is spliced from 16 exons. Gene Ontology annotation, cellular component: membrane. Lineage: Eukaryota; Metazoa; Chordata; Mammalia; Rodentia; Heteromyidae. The record is from RefSeq and is a predicted model, not a curated record. Gene Ontology annotation, biological process: transmembrane transport.
GUCGGGAUGGAGGACCUAGCCAGCAUGGAGCCUUAGGUGGGAUGAGGGUGAAAUUGUCGUUGCCGGCUGCUCCCGUCUUCCUGCCCCAACAUGUUGGUGCAUCUAUUUCGGGUUGCGAUACGGAGGGGCCCUGUCCCAGGCAGGUCGCCGCUAUCCCUCCGCUUCCAGACAUUUUCGGCCGCCAGGUCCCCAGAUGGUCACCUCAGCUCAUCCCUCCUCAGAGCCAUAGCCCAGCUUCGGUCACAGCUCCGGGCCUACCUCCCUCGAGCCUCGCCAGCUCCCAGCCGGAGCCCGUCGGCCUGGUGCUGGGUUGGGGGGGCGCUGCUGGGCCCUGCGGUGCUAUGUAAGGGUCCCCACCUCUGCCUUGUGGCACUGUGUAAGGCAGAAGAGGCCCCGCCUGCCUGCUCUGCACCCUGUGUGGUGGAGUCUCGAUUUAACUGGAAGCUCUUCUGGCACUUUCUGCGACCCCACCUGCUGCUCCUGGGGGCAGCCAUUGUGCUGGCGUUGGGCGCGGCCCUGGUGAAUGUACAGAUCCCCUUGCUCCUGGGCCAGCUGGUAGAGAUCGUGGCCAAGUACACGAGGGAACACAUGGGGAGCUUCAUGUCUGAGUCCCGGCGUGUCAGCACCCACCUGCUCCUCCUUUAUGGCAUCCAGGGACUGCUGACCUUCGGGUACCUGGUACUGCUGUCUCACAUCGGCGAGCGCAUGGCUGUGGACAUGCGGAAGGCCUUGUUCAACAAUCUGCUCCGACAAGACAUUGCUUUCUUUGAUGCCAAAAAGACAGGGCAGCUGGUGAGCCGUUUGACCACUGAUGUUCAGGAGUUUAAGUCAUCCUUCAAGCUGGUCAUCUCCCAGGGGCUUCGUAGCUGCACCCAGGUGGCCGGCUGCCUGGUGUCCCUGUCCAUGCUGUCCCCACGCCUCACACUGCUGCUGGCCAUCACGACGCCCAUCCUGAUGGGAGUCGGCACUCUGAUGGGCUCCAGUCUCCGCAGAUUGUCCCGCCAGUGUCAGGAGCAGAUUGCCAGGGCCACGGGCGUAGCAGAUGAGGCUCUGGGCAACGUUCGGACUGUGCGGGCAUUCGCCAUGGAGCAACGGGAAGAGGAACGCUAUGGAGCUGAGCUGGAGGACUGCCGCUGCAAAGCAGAGGAGCUGGGCAGGGGCAUCGCCGCGUUCCAAGGGCUUUCCAACAUUGCGUUCAACUGCAUGGUCCUAGGCACGCUGUUCAUUGGGGGCUCUCUCGUGGCUGGACAGCAGCUGACAGGGGGAGACCUUAUGUCCUUCCUGGUGGCCUCCCAGACUGUGCAGAGGUCCAUGGCCAGCCUCUCUGUACUGUUUGGGCAGGUGGUACGUGGGCUCAGCGCAGGUGCCCGUGUGUUUGAAUACAUGGCCCUGAGUCCCUGCAUCCCUCUGUCGGGGGGCUCCUGCAUCCCCAGCACGCAGCUGCGCGGCGCAGUCACCUUUGAGAACGUCAGCUUCAGUUACCCCUGCCGUCCCGGCUUUGAGGUGCUCACGGACUUCACCCUGACACUGCCCCCUGGCAAGAUUGUGGCCCUGGUGGGCCAAUCUGGAGGAGGAAAGACCACAGUGGCUUCCCUGCUGGAACGCUUCUACGACCCCACAGCCGGUGUGGUGACGCUGGACGGGUAUGACCUACGCACCCUCGACCCCUCCUGGCUCCGGGGCCAGGUUGUUGGCUUCAUCAGCCAGGAGCCAGUCCUGUUUGGAACGACCAUCAUGGAGAACAUCCGCUUCGGGAAAGUGGAUGCGUCGGAUGAGGAGGUGUACGCAGCUGCACGAGAAGCCAAUGCCCACGAGUUCAUCAGCAGCUUCCCCGAGGGCUACAACACUAUUGUGGGCGAGCGGGGUGCAACCCUUUCUGGUGGCCAGAAGCAGCGCCUGGCCAUCGCCCGUGCCCUCAUCAAGCAGCCCACGGUGCUGAUCCUGGACGAGGCCACCAGUGCCCUGGAUGCGGAGUCAGAGCAGGUGGUGCAGGAGGCCCUGGACAGGGCCAGCGCUGGCCGCACUGUGCUGGUUAUUGCCCACCGGCUCAGCACCGUCCGUGCAGCACACCACAUCAUCGUCAUGGCCAAGGGCCAGGUUUGGGAGGCCGGAACCCAUGAAGAACUCGUGAAGAAAGGCGGGCUCUACGCAGAGCUCAUCCGGAGGCAGGCCCUGGAUGCCCCACCGACUGCCACUGCACAUCAGGAGAAACGAGAAAGUCCCAGGAACGGCCAGCACAGACCUUGAGAGUCACCGUCUGAGGUUCAGUCUUACUGCCAAGCGUUAGCUGGGGCUCAGCUUGGGAGCUGGCCAGCAUACUGGGGUGUGGCCACCACCGCUGCUCCUCUGCUCACAAUAAAACACGGCCCAGCAACUGGGCUGGGAGGUGGACCUCCCCACCCUGCUGCCUGCCA